Molecule: messenger RNA, 1777 nt
Organism: Dermacentor silvarum
Lineage: Eukaryota; Metazoa; Arthropoda; Arachnida; Ixodida; Ixodidae
Exons: 2
Coding region: 77-1777 (566 amino acids)
Molecular function (GO): metallopeptidase activity
Source: RefSeq, a predicted model, not a curated record
CUCGAGGAAGGGCGACAGCAGCGUCCUCGCCGAGUCCUGGCGACGGUUGGCCAGGAGAGCAGCAUCGCUGCUCAGCAUGGUUCAGGACAGCAGGGGCAAGCCGGAGCCCGUGCACAGGGCUUCGCACUUCAUACACACAUGCUUGGACAUUAUCAAAGUGCCGAGGGCGCCCGAGAUCAAGGAGGUCCUCGAAAGGGGCAACAUCACUUGGCCAAAGAGCAACGAGCGUCCGGACUUUCUCGGGGCGCUCUUCUACAUGGCGAGACGGGUGUUCAUCCCAGUCGCUUUUGAUGUCGCGAUUCUGGAGACGGACGCAAAAGCGACAUCGACAUCAAGGACCCUCUUCUUCGGCCUGCCCUCGCGUUUCCUCGGUCAGGCGAGGGCACUGGUGAGGCUUCGACGGUCGGGCAGGCUCUUCGACCACCUGCGCCUAACCUACGAGACCCUCGACCUGGCCGUCAACGAAACCAGGCUGAAAGAAAUCGCCAACCACUUCGGCUACUUGGGCGACUUCUUCACACGCUAUGAGGGGGCGUCCGACUACGUCACAAGGAGCGCCAACGCGUCCUUCUUUCUCCAGUACACGCCCUCGGUGUCGAAAGCUCGCUGGGACACCCUGACGAAGCGAUACCUCAAUGCCUCGCUCGUCCACGACCAAGACAAUCUCCGAGGCGGCGUGGCCAUCCAGGGCGCCGACGUUUUCUCAGCCGUGUUCGAAGUACACGCUAAGCAUGGCGAGCACGUGACCGACGACAUCGUCGGAGGCCUCUGCGUGCAGGCGCUCGUCGGCUACACGAGCUCCAACCUUCUGACAAGCCUGCUUGGAGGAAGUCGAGAGCUGGCCACCGAGUCCGUCUACGACAGGUGCUUCUCGGACGCGUACAGAUUCUACGGCGCCGCCAUCGAAGCCUACUUCCACCCACCGCUGAGCCGCGAGGUCGUGGAUCUCCGGCGAGUGGCUACGCUUGUCCACGAGGCAUUCUCCGACACGCUACGCCGCCGCUUCGCGAUGCCUGGCGUCGUCGCUUCCGGUUCAGCGAGUAAGAACUCUUCUUCAGCGCACAGGAACUUCGACUUGGCCCUGUCUAGCUUGUACGGUCUAAACACGAAGACGUUCGCUGACUCGUACGACCGUUAUCCGCCGGAGACGGACAGCGGUCUGUACAACUGGAUGCGGCACGCGGCCUUCGCCUCUGCCAGCGGCAAGUCGCGUACAGGGGUGUCGCUGUGGGACUCCUUGAACGAAGGCGUUGGACGCGCCGCAGGCAGGUUUCGAAACUUCCGCUUGCGCCUCGCGCACAUGGAGGACCCCUUCUAUGCGGUCAACGUCAGCGCCGCGGUGCUGAUGGCAGGAGUCGGAACGCGCUUGGCGGCGGCGCUCUUUUACGACCACAUCGCGGUCAGCAGCCGGGAUGACCCUUCGAAGGUCUACACUGAGAACCAGGAGUGCUUAUUUCCUGGGACCGGUGGUGGAUCGUCGGACCUGGAGAUUCAGGGCGCCGUAGCCUCCAUCGACGUUGCCUGGUCUGCACUGAAAACUGCGAGCGUGGCGAGAUCUUCCACCGGCACGGCCAUCGCCCCUCGGGACUCCGGUGUGGCCUUCCUUGCGGAUGAAGAGCUUUUCUUUUCCUUCUUCUGCUACCUGCUCUGCGGGGAGCCGGACGGGGAACGCCUGUGCAAUGUGCCGCUCCGUCACAGCAGUGGCUUCGGGCGCGUGUUCGGGUGCGAGAGCGUGUCGGCGAUGAACCCCGAUAAAAAAUGCCACAUGGGCGUGUAG